This is a messenger RNA of Moesziomyces antarcticus, 291 nucleotides long. RefSeq lists its product as uncharacterized. Lineage: Eukaryota; Fungi; Basidiomycota; Ustilaginomycetes; Ustilaginales; Ustilaginaceae. Bases 1 to 291 code for a protein of 96 amino acids. The record is from RefSeq and is a predicted model, not a curated record. The transcript has a single exon.
AUGUCGAGGUCCAGGCCGCUCGAAGACAACCACGCCAACGCCAACGCCGACCCUCACCCCGUUCUCCCGCCGCCCGGAACGGUCCCUGGUGACGACGGCACGUUCAUGCACCCGCGCCUCCCGCGUACGCCUAUUCGCAACGCACCGGCUCUCAUUCCCAAGAAGAAGCCCCGCUUUGAGCACCCGCACUCGACUUCGUCGCGCCCCGGCCACCUCGUCAUCUUUGGCGUCAUUAGCGUGGCGACGAGUCGCAGCAGGAACGGCGGCGGUGCCUCUCGACCGUGCUGCUGA